AUGAGCAGCGAGAAGGCUGAUGUGAUCUAUCCGAGUCCCAAGAAGACAAAAUUUGAACAACUUCGAGCAGAUCACGAGUUAUUUCUUCAAGCUUUCGAAAGUAAGUGAGUUUGUUUUGAGUCGAAGAAAGAUACACAAUACUUCGAUCAAUUUCGCUUCAUCCCGUUGAAUGGAAUUGUUCCUCACUUUCUAAUUUAUUAACUUUUCCGCAUUUAGAACCCACACAAAUUUAUCGCUUUCUUCGAACGAGAAAUGCAGUCGCGGUAGGUACACAUUUAUUUAACUAAUUUUAUGCAAACGGACCUCUGUUAUGCUUUUGCUAUCCGUUUUGUACCAAAAUUUGUCUUUAUUUGCAGUAUUUGAAAUCCUUAGGAAAGAAAAUAAAGUGCACUCACAUAUUUAGGGCCAAUGUCGAUACGAGAUCAUAAAACAAGCUGGUUUCCUGAUCACAUUUAAAUAUCUGUUGCAGCCCGUAUUUCUUCAUCGUACUUUGUCUUAUAUGAAGCAUCGUCGAACCAGACCGGCAUCCACGAAAAAGCGGUGAGUAUAUUUCAAAGCCUUAUUGAAGGGAUUUUGGUUGACCACCAGGGAAAAAUUAGUUCAUUUUAGGACAGGGAUGCAGUAAUUUUUUCAUGUAAAUCUAUUAGCUAUUGUACCGAAUAUCAGGAAAUUUUUAUGACUUUAAAACAAAAGGACCCGACACGUGUGGCGAUCAAACACGUGUCUUUGUUAAUUCUGGUUAAUAUAUAUGUAUAUAUAGUUUUUUUUUAAGAUAACCCUUCUUCCUUAAACGAGCUACUCAUCUUGAUAUUUUUGUUUAGUGAAUGAUUUUGGCCCCAUGCAAUCCGCCAUCUUCUAGCUUUCGAACAAAGCUGCCAGGUCCCUAAAUUGUACAGAAGAGGUCCUGUGUUUAGAGAGUUCUGUACAGAUAGAGAAAUUGGAUAUCACUCGUAUAACUAGCUGAUUGUCCAAGAAAAGAUCAUUUUGUUAAUAAAAUGCAGUGAAUGGUAGACACAUUAAAUGAAUGGAUGAAACAUAGACAAACAGAUGUCCCAAUUAGAACAACGACGUUAUUAAGGCUGAUAGAUACCUAAAAACUUUUACCUAUUUUUCGAGAAAUUCCAAUUUUUUGUAAUGCUGGAGUAUUUUUCCACAAUUACAAAUCAUGUGCUUAAAGAUAGUUGUGUCCAAUCUGAAAUAAUGAUCACCUUGCAUUUCAAUUAAUUACACUAAUUUUUCAUCGCCGUGUAGCCAAGGUCACUACACAGUAGAACCCCCUCUAACUCAAACUCCCAAGGGGAACGAGUGAGUUUGUGAUUAUAUACCAAUAUUUUAACUUUAUGUGUAAGUUACCAGGUUAAAUGUAAGCUUAGGGAAAGUCAAAUUAGUAUGAAUUAACCAAGUUCAAGAUAGCUGGUUAGAAAUGAACAAAAAAAUAGUGUGAAAUCUUUGGGAAAUCACAUUUUAUUUGAGUUAGCACAGAGUUUGAGUUGGCAAGGUUCUACUGUACAUUUGUGAUGAAGAGCAAUUAUGAACUGUUGAUUUGUACUUGUAAACAUAGCUUAUGGUUUUUUUUAAAAUCUUUUAAUUAUCCUUCAAUCCAGAAGGUAUUAGAGGAAGAAUAACCAGCCACUAAAAUAAUUACUUCACAGUAUUUGUCUAAUUGUAUUCAAAUAUAAAUCAAACUUCUCCUGCAAAAGCAUUCAUUGGUAUCUUAGGGAAUUUUAUAAAAAACAGAAAAAUGACAUUGUCUAUUGAAAAAUUGUUUGGAAUUCCAAUCAUUACACCAAAAAAAUUCUUCAUUUUAGCCUUCCUAUCUAGAAGUUCAAUGUAAGUCAAAUACAAAGCACUUAAAAGAUUACUGUUUUAAAUAAAAUUGAAACAAAAAAGUUAUCCCUCUAAAAACCCUUGGCUGUUGUCUUCUUUGUCAUUUUAAGUAAAUAGUUAUCAACUUAGUAUACUUAUAUUAUCCCCUAACUACGCAUAAUCUUGAUGAAAUAUAUAUAAGCUUGACUAUUGUGUUGUCAUACCAACACAUUUUAAUUUUUUCUUCUUAAUUUUUUUGCCCAACUUUUCCAUUCUGUGGAUGACAAACAGAACAAUCCAAGACUCACUGAAACAUCUGUCGCAAAUGUAGCUUGUUUGAAAUUAUAAUAGCAAAAAGAAGGAAAGUAUUUGAGAGUUUUAAGUACCAAGACAUGCGCAAAAACCAUUUCCAUGUUGUUUAGUCCAAAUGAUCUCUAAGCUCCAUUCCCUCAUCUCUCCCAAGUUUAAGAUCUAUUCCUUUGUCUCAAUAACUUAAAGGCAGUCUUAAUUUUCUUCUUCUCGGCAGGAAAAGUUUCAAGAUUGAUGACAUGCUUGAGAAAGUUGAAAAUGAAAACAACAGAUCGGAUACAGGAGAUCCUCUGUGAGUUCCAUGUUUGAACUGAGGGAAGAUUUAUUAAUCAGCAAACUUUUGCUUCACAAAAAUGUUAAACUUUGUUUUCAUACUUUAUUGUUUGGAUAAACUUCAAACAACAUCCAUCACUCUUUGGUAAUGCACAAAGCAUUGCUAAAUAGCAUCCCUACUGUGGUUUCAUCCUAAGGUCUUUUUAGAAAUCAUAUACCACAUAUGUUUUUCAACAAUAAAAAUAUUCUGAUAAUUUGUAGAGCUAAGAACCCAUUUGGAAGAGUUGAAAUUUUGUAUAAAUUUGCAAUUUCUGUUCAAAUUGAUACCUGUAAAUUCAUGCUCUCGUUGUGGCCUCAAACUUUGCCACAAAAAAAGUAUCUUAAUGGUAUACUGGCUCCUGCAAAGAAAGUUAUUUUUAUUUUACAGACUCUAAUUUAGUGUAAAACUAGUUUUUGAUAAGAUUCUUAGAUGUCUUUUAUACCCUUUUAAAGUUUUGCUUUUUCCUUUAAAACUGAAGUUGCAUAUUUGUUCCUUUUCUGCAUUUCUUCUCCACCAACAUUGUUUCAGUACAACGUCAAUCAUGAAACCUCUAUGAAAUCCUUUUACCUCAUAUACUGUCCGAUUUAGCUUUGAUAUGUCUGCAAUUUUAGAAAUGACUCCUAGAAAAGAGACAACAUUUUCGUUAGCAAUUGCGUGAGAUAUUAACUAAGGGCAAAUAUUAUCAGAAAUAAGUUUAGAAAUUACAUUUGGAGAGUGUAUUGUUGAAGAAUAUUGGUCGUUGAAAAAUCACUUGAAUUAUUUAACGUUAAUCAAAGAUAUUGCAAUGUCAUGAUUAGUGUGGUUUGUGAUAUGUUGAGCAGGGUUUUACUCCAUUCAAUACGUUCAUUGUGAAGGAGACGAUUGAAAUUAUUGUUGAUGAAUACAGAAGAAAUUUAUAAACUGAAGUUGUUUUGAGAUAACAAAUAACAAAACAAAAUUCUAACAUCUUAGAUAUACAUGUCUCUUUACUUCAUUUGCAGUGAAAAUAGUGGCUACAUGAAUCUCACAUUUACGGGAUUUUUCCACGGAUCAGGCCCAGGUAUUUCAUAAUGUAAUUUGAAAUAAAGAAAACUCCAAGUGAAGGGGAAGAUGAAAAAACUAAUUUGUGGCUUUCUCGGAAAUCAUGAUUUUUGUGCUUUUAAAUUAUAGUGGACUACGUUCUAUAAUUGGAUGGAGGGUAUACAUUUGAGGAAUAUACCACAUCUCCCUCAGAAAUUGUGCGUUUCCUUCUUUCUUAAAAUUCCAUUUUCUAUGGAGUUUUUUUUUAAACAACUCCCAAGCAAAUAUUUCUGAAUUAGUCUCAUAUUCAUCUGUUUUUAUACUUCUCCAGCAUGAACUCUGUCAUAAACACACAUUUUUAUAGCGAAGGUUUCCUGUUUUAAAUCAACGCCAUCUUUUCCUCGCUUAAAUGACCUGAAAAAUGUGCAUUGCACCAAACGAACCCGUAGGAAAGAUUUUCAAAGUUCCACAGCAAUGUUCACGAUAUAUUAAUUACUCUGAUUAUUUCUUUUUUAAUUCUUGAUUUUCUAAAUGCUUUUUUGUUUUCAUUUUUUGUGUGUUUUAUUUUCGCCUCUUGCAGUGAAUGGUGAUUUGUCAAACAACAAAAAGAGCUCGCUACUCGUGGAAGAUUUUAUUAAAGUUGAUGUACUUCUCGUCAAAAUCUGUCACAAGCGAAGAAAGGUAUGUUCAUGGUUAGCUCAAGUUUUUGUAAUUGUGAAAAACUACUCCUCUCUAUCGACUGUCGGCCGACAGAUAACCGACAAGUUAUCGAUAGCCAUCAUUUCUGCUGCAUGCGAUAUCUCGAACGAUGAAGCAUGAAGCAUGUCGGAUCGCCCUGCAAUGCUUUGCGAACCUCUUUGGUACGAAAACUUAUCGACAGAUUACCGACUGCCAAUAGUCUGACAAUCGGCCGUUAGUCGGCCAACAGGUUUUUUCAGGAAUUUUUUCUCCACGGUUCCUCAAGUUUCCGUGACAAGUGAAAAUCUAACUAAUUUUGGGUUUAGAGUUAAAUUAAGUGUAAAGGAACGCGCCGUACACGUGCGGCUCAGUCUUGCCAAGAGCGAUUUACAAAACCUCCUCUCUGCACGUCUGUUCUUUCUUUUCCUAUAGGAAAGUGAUCCACAAGUAGUCACAGUUCCUCUCGGCCAAGGCUCUGCGCCAUUCAACCCUCGCUCUCAGUUGUUACCAGCUUCCCCGUCAUCAAGUGUGUCCGUCCCUAACGGUACUUUUAAGAGUGGUAAGACAAGUCGAACAUGCAUUCUCAGUUUGCAAGUCAGUGUCCCGUACCGCGUCAAUAGCAAAGGCACCAAGAAGAGAGGAAAAAAGAAGAAAAAUGCUGGGGAAUCCCUCUCUGAUACGGCAGAGGACGAAAACGGUAUGUUUUUUCGUAAACGCAUUCGAAGGUCUGAGUUGCUAGUAACCUAUUUGCAGCAGGUUACUUAGACGUAAGACUCGAUACGCAUGUACGCGGUCUCAUUCUGGUAAUGUUAUGUCAAUCUCUAUACCUUAGGCCUCGAUGACACUCUCACCCCAGACGAGCCCCCCACAAAACGACGUCGUAUGGGGCGGAGCUUUCCCGAGGGGGAGUGGGAUGAUGGUGAUGCAUCUGAUAAUUCAAGUUCUUGUGAGACUGCGCAUACUGUGUACACCGCUGAACUUAUCGUGUUUGACAAUAAUAAACACUGUUUACUAACGGAUGGCGAUUAUGAGCUGGCGCUGCACGAGAAGCACAAAAGACCAGGAAGGAAGAAGGGGAUACUGUCCAAUAGGACCUCCUGGGAGAACGUGUUUGAGGGACAGGUGAGUUCUAGUGAGGGAAACUUCACGUAUAAUGCUUGAGGCCAAAAAAGAGACAAGGGCAUGGCUUGGGGGACAGAAAACCUGGUCUAUCAGUGGCUAUUCUCCUCCUCGCGAGCAGAGGUCAGAUUGUAAAAGAUGUUUUAGACGUAAGAUAUGUGUCCCAUUGUCCCUGACCAGUUUGACUCGAAAUCUCUGUACAUCAAAGCCAUGUUCCUGUUUUCGCAGAUGGGUCCUUUUGAGGUGUUCGCCUACGGUCCCACUUUAAAGUUCAAACUCUCUUGGUCGGGUGCUCCAUUGGCGCGGCCACCAAAGCGUCCUACGUCACUUCCGUUGCGAGCGCCAUUGACCAGUCAGAACUCGGCUUCGACGAACGAUGUGCGUACGCCAAGCGAAGAGGCCAAUGGAAGCACUGAGAGUAGAAAGAAACAGCGAGUGUUUUACCAGUUCAUUUACAACAACAACACGCGCCAACAAACAGAGGCAAGAGAUGAUUUUUUCUGUCCGUGGUGUUCUAUUGACUGUCGAGGACUGUACAGUUUGUUGAAACAUCUGAAACUCUGUCACAGACGCUUCAUCUUUACCUAUGCUGUGAGUAUUUUAAUUGAGGGCUGUUUUUUGGUUUAAGAGGUACAUUUUCAUAGGGUAUGAAUUCAAGACCAUUAAUUCAUUAACUUAGGAAAAAGGUAAUCAAAUGCGCUGAAUUUAACCCACAAGACUUUUUUUGUUUGUUUGUUUUUUCUGAAGUUUGUAGUAAUGCAUUGCGUCUAUAUAACUGGUUUUGGAAGAUCCGUCAAAUCACAAGUAAAAACUUGUUUCAAAACAGUUACAAAAUCACAUUUAUCGCAAUUUUCCUUUCAAACUUAGCCUGCGAGCAGAACCUCGUUAUUAUUUCUUCGGCAGCAGUCUUUCUUCGUCAUGCGGGAAAGUAAAAAGCAUUUAGGAGCGCGACUCAGCCAACGGUGUGCGAGGGACCUGGUACAGCCCCCGGCAAACCUCUCCUUGCUACGUCUCAAAUCUUCCCGCGGGUAAAGAAACGCAUUUUCCGUAGCGCUAUUAACCCUCUAACUCCCAUGAAUGACCAAUACAGAAUUUCUCCUCGCAAUGUUAAUUCAAUAUCAAGCAGACAAGUGAUAAGAAUAGAGAAAAAUUAAGUUGCAUCGUUUGCUAAAGGCUGUAAAAUGGAUGCUAAACGUAGUUAGACAUAUCGCAGGAGAACGCAAGAAACACUUAUCCAUGUAAUCUUCCAUGGCCACAUGUUCGUUUUCAGCCACACAGUAAAGGAGAGAGAAUCGAUGUCAGUGUCAACGAAAACUACGAUGGAUCCUACGACGGUAAACCUGAAGACAUGAAUGAUAUUCUUGGUUAUGCACUUAGUCGAGAGGGACCUUCCAGGAGAGUGCCUUCUACCCAUGUCGUGGUCUGGAGGUAACGCAACUGUCACGCAUUUUUUUCACUUAAGCUUCUUUCUCACCACCCCCCACACACACACACCUUUUGAUAAUGUGACUGAGAAUAUUAUUUUAAUAAUAAUAAUAAUAAUAAUAAUAAUAAUAAUAAUAAUAAAUAGCUCGAUGGCAUGUCUUAACUUGCGAUUCUCAGCACUAUCCAUCGUAUGUUCUGUGGUGUGCCUGUUGGGAUAAUUUUGUUUUAUAUUAAAGUAUUUUAUCUGAUUCCGUGGUGAUUUUUUGUAAUUUUCAUGUUCUGAGUGCUUAUAAAAUAUAUUGAUUCCGGCUAAAAGGAAUGCUUACAUCUUAUCUGAUUUGAGGGCCAAUCCCCCUCUAGAGGUUUAUGUGUGCCCCACCCUCCUCAAACGGAGAAGGGGGUGCACUUAAAUCCCUUGGUUUUAGAUUCCUGUGUAGUUACGGGGUUGUUUGUGCCUUAAGUUAAAAUUUGGCCAGUGGGCUCUUAAGUUUCGAAAAGCUAGGAGAGAAGGUUCCAAAAUGUUAUCUCUUUCGUAUCCAUUGUUUGAGCUUGUACCAUGACGCGCUCAGGCUAAGAAUAUGGCGUGAUGAAACUAAACGAGCUGUGCAAGCGAGGAUUGUUGCGCACGAUCGUUAACCGCUUUGUCAAGGCGGUAAACCGAAGAAUAGUUCGUCCGAUGUAUGAUUUAAUAACCAAGACGUAUUUGAGCAAGAACUACGGUGUUGUACCUUGUAACUCAUAACUGAAUUCUGCUUCAGACCCCAACGUCGAAGAGAAAGUCUGUCGGAAUUCUUGGAGCCUGAUGACGGAGAGCUUGACGGCAAUAGACCAUUUUACAAUGGACAUCACAGGUACAUACUAAUGGCUGUAUUCAUAAAUCUAUCAACCACAAUCUAUAUUUUAAUCGCCUCUCUCUCGCGCACCUGACUUGAAGUAGGUUCACCACGUGCCAUCGUUCAUAUUUUCACGUGGCAAGUGCGUGAUUGACAGGCUGUCGUUCCUUUCAGGAUGUACUUCCAUUCGGAGACAACGCUUCCAAUCGUAACCACUGAGAAGGACCAAGACAGUGAAGACGAGACUAUUCCUGAAUGGAUGAGAGUCAAAACCAUUCAGGUGAAUUUUUUUUAACGAUCUGAAAUGAGAUGUGCAGCAAUUUUCGCCAUGUUUAAGGUGGGUGGUAAAACUAAGGCUUGGGUGGAGCUCUAUGCUUAACCUGCAUGGUUCCUGCUCGGAAUGAAUAGCCUCAAGGCAUACAUCAUUGUGCUGUGUUCUUGUUCAAGACACUCCACUUUCACAGUACCCCCCAACACCCAUGAGCAUGACUGGGCACUCGCCAGUUUUUAGGGAACCUCGUCAAAAUGUUUGGGUGUAAACUGCGAUGGACUGUGGUUUCCAUCCCAUCCAUGAGGUUCAACAAUACGUCUAGUCGCUCUGUGUUACAUACACGGGUGUAAGCUGGUUUAAGUCAUUCUCGUUUGCUGACUUCAUUCCUGCAUUAAUCUUUUGCUUGAUAUGAGAACGUCACAGCAGGAAAAUUGUCGUUGUACCUUGCAUAUUCGAUCAUCUGAGUGUCAUUCUCUUUAUCCACAAUUGCCGGGAAGUCACACGGGAUAUACUUGUUGCUAGAGGUUUUUUUUUUUUUUUUUUCUCAUAUAUUUACAUUUUUAUUUUCAGUUAAUCGAUGAGUUUACUGAUGUGAAUGACGGAGAAAAAGAAUUGAUGAAACUUUGGAAUCUUCAUUUGAUGAAAAACAGGUUGGUUUUCGUGUUGAAUGUUGGUGACACAUAAUGACAAUGAGAAAUCAGUAGAAAAUGGAAUCAAAAGUGUUUUUAACAAAUUGGCAUCUGUGUUAGUCAAAUCUUAUCUGUACUGCAUAGUCAACAGUGGAAAAUGUUAAACUGAUUUCAAGGAAUGACUUAAUGAAACAACGAGAAUAUUAUCAAUAUUUUUUCAUUUUCGUUGUACUUUUUCAGCUACAUUGCCGACUUCCAAGUAAUCGACGCUUGCCGUUCAUUUAUCGAUAAGAACAGCCAACAGCUAAGAGAGAGAAACUUGGAAAGGAAUUUUCUGCUUCACUUGGUGAAUCUGCACGACUUUAAUUUGAUCACGUCCAGUCAGAUUGAGGAAAUUAGUGGAAAACUAAGGGACUACUGGAAAGAACCGGCCACAAACACAUGUUAAGAACAGUUUGCUUGUCUCUUUAAGACCUCCCUUUAGACUUGGCAAUGGAGCCAUAUUUGCCACAAGGGGACCCUCGCCCUGCAGUAACUUCAGAUUUUAUACAUGUUGACAUUUUUUUCUGCGUAAUGAGC
This is a messenger RNA of Pocillopora meandrina, 8961 nucleotides long. NCBI's taxonomy places the organism in Eukaryota, Metazoa, Cnidaria, Anthozoa, Scleractinia, Pocilloporidae. The record is from the annotation of a GenBank genome assembly.